GAAAUAGAAAUAAUUCGAUAUCGAUGUUCAACUUGAACCUUGCGUAACGUUCUUUCGAACGAGCGGAUGCACAAAUUUCUCUUAAACGAAAGUUCUUUGUGCCAUAAUUAGUACGUGUAUAGUAUAUGAUGACUAGCUCACGAUCGGGCUUCCAAUUGUUACUUUGCAUUUUUCUUUUUCACAUUAAUUUUAUCCGUCAAUAUAUAUAUAGAUCAAUAUUAAAUAGCAUGUAUGUAAAUAGAAAAUGAUCGACGGUAAAACGAUUGGUCGGUUCGUCGUAAUGUGCAUCGCGUGCAAGAGGAUACAAUAUGCUGGAAGAUCGUCUGCAGAAAAAGAAAUAUUGUCGAACAUAUUAAUAACUAUAUUACUAUUACUAUUGUCAUCUUCAUGACUAGAAACAAAUUUCAUAUUCAAUUGCAUAAGAAACGACAAUUAUUAUACAAUGUUUCGAUAUGUAUAAAAUGAAAAUUGUAUUAUUUAUUCGAUCGCGAAAUUUAAAUUAACGUUGACCCCAACGGUAUAUUGGGAAGAGUGAAAAAAAAAGAAAUAAAGAAAGAAAGAAUAAGAAUAGAAGGGAAAGGUAAAAGAAUAUCGAGCGAAAGGAAAGACAAACUAGGUCCUGGUCGAUAGCGUGGGAGUAAAAUAUGUAUUAAAAAGAGGUUCCGUAGGUUGAGAAUCACUGGUACGCUCGGUACCUGCAGGUACGAAUGUGCAGCAUGCACCUGUGUGCCAAGAUAGGCGGCAUGUAUAUGCACUUGCGUGGCUCGGUAAGAGAAAUCAGUGCGCAUGCGCGACCGUUCGUAGCCACUCGCGCACCUCCGGUUUCGUUCGGUCGUUUCGCUCGCUUUCGCGCUAAGACUCGCGCCGCGUUCGGUCGUCACUCGUCAUUUCUCUCUCUCGUCCAGUUUUAUCCGUAGUAUAUUAUUCAUUCUCUUCAAAAAAUAAUAAUAAUAAUAAUAAUAGUAGUAAUUUACAUUGUGCGAUAUCUAUUACGAAAUAACUAAACAUCUUACAACUUGCUAAUUCGAGAAUAAAUCUCGUUUGUUCGUAAGUCGUGACACCGCAGAAGUAUAUAUACAUUUUAUACAAGUAAAACUGGAAUAUAAUAUAAUCUAGCAUUAUAUUCCAACUACUACUACUACUACUACUACUCUCUCUUCUUCAUCCUUGGCUUGCAUCUUCUGAAUCACCAUAAAUAUAUAUAUACGUAUAUAUUCGUCGUUAAUUCAAGGUGGGGAAUAUCGUGAUUGGAGAAACGAAGGAUGGUAAGCUCCCGUUCAUCAUCUACGGCUAUCGACGAUAAGAACGAAGAUAAUAAAAGGAAAGAAGAAGAAGAAGAAUUAAAGGGUCAAGAAGAGGAGGAAGUUAUCAACAGUACCAUUAUCAACAACAACAACAACGAUAGUAACAACGUUGAUUCAAUACCUUCGUUGUCCACCGUCGAGGUGUUAGAUUUAGUUGGCGAAUCAACAGGCAACGCCAUCUUGUCGGGAAAGAAAGGAAACGUUAGAAGAAGCGUUGCCGAAGGUGAGGGAGGAGGAGGAGGAGGUGGUGGAGGAGAAAAAAGGACGAGUGUUGGUGCCGGCGUCGACAAGGAGGAGGACGACGACGUCGUCGAAUGGGGCCGACGACGAAGCAACAACGACGGGCUACCACCUUCGUCGGUUUCGAUGUCGUUAGACCUGCAGAAUCAUCCGGUCGGUAGCGCCAGUCCGCAAAACGAUUCCGGAGAUUAUUCGAAUAUCGAUACUGGUUGUGUUGGUAGUGGUAUUGCUACUGGUACUGCUAAUAUUUCUGAUCCAUGUGGUCGUCCACUUACUACUACAACAACAACAACAACAACCGAAACCAAUAACAACGCUCUAUCAUCAUCAUCCAUUACCAAUAUCAAACUGAUUGGUAAUAAUCGAGAAGAAGAAGAAAGUUACGAAGGAUUUGGAUUUGGAUCCGAUUUUGGAUCCAGUUCUGGUUUCGGUUCUGUCGAAGUUGACGCCGACGGUGAACCCGAGGACGGCCGAGACGACGCCGAUUCACCUGGUGGCAGCAGUUCAGCACCCUCUCCUACUGGUAGCAACCCUUUCAGCAGAAAUCCGAGAAGUCCGAAUUCGACCAUAGGAAGGCAUUCCUGGCUUCGAACAUCCCUCAGACGAACACCCCCAUGUUCCGGGAGGAAACGGAUCAGUUCAAAUGCAUUAGCAAGUCAGCUUUAUCGCAGCGGUAGCUUCAAUAGUUCAGGAAGAGGCUCAAACUGUGACAAUACUGACGAUAUGUACAGCGAUGUAUCUCUUGAAGAAGACUUUAUAGAUCUCAAUCAUAGGGUCCAAAUGAUUCAAGAGCAAAUGCACGCAUUAGCCGAUACCCAAUCGGUCGGCGAAGAAAGAUAUGCAAGAGUUAAACAAGAAAAUGGAAACUUACAAGCUAGAAUAUUGAUUUUAGAAGAAGCUGCGAAAGAUGCUGAAACUAGAGCAGAAGAACGAUUGCAGGCGGAACAAAGAAGGCAUAGAGAAUUGGUCAGUCGUUUGGAAAGAGAAAGACAAUUACAGUUAGAAAAUUGUGCUAUUAAAUUACAAGCAAUUGAUUUAGAAAGUUCUAAUUUAAGGGAUGAAAUAGGAAGAUUAAGAGAACAACUUGAAAGAGUUAAGAACGACAAAGCUAGGCUUGAGAUAGAACUUAAGGAUUCUCAAAGUGAAAUAAAUACUGCCAGAGAAAAUGAAAGGCAAGCAGUUGCUAGAGCCAAUGAAGCUCAUCAUAUGCUUCAAGUGGCUAAAGAAGAACUUAUUAUUAGAGCCGAUAAUCAACAGAGACUCGAAGAACUUGAACAACAGGUGGUUCAUCUUCAAGCACGUAACAAAAGUUUGGAAGAAGCACGAGACGAGUUGCAAGCAGCUGCUGCUGUACAAGCAGGUCGAGAACUUUUAAUGUUAAAUCCUUGUAGUAAUGGAACCGAGAAAGGACCUAGUCUAGCAGCCGAAUUAUUGGCUGGUAUGAGUCAGGAUCAGAUGGAUGGUCAUCCUAUUGACGAAUAUGAAUCGCCAUAUAGUAUUUCGGAACUGAAACAGGCUUUAAAAGAACAACAGGAAGUGAACGCUCAAUUAAGAGCAUAUAUCGAUGGGAUUUUAUUAAAUAUCGUUGAAAAUUAUCCGCAAUUGCUUGAAGUCAAACAAGCGCACUAAACUGUGGAUCAUCAUUUUGUUUUGAUGGAAUGAUUAGAAAAUUUUGAAAUAAUCUUUCAAAAUUGAGAAGGCAUAUUGUACAUUAAAUUUCUUUAUUGAAAUCAACUAUUUAUACAUUUAUAUAUAUAUAUAUAAAUUAUUCUAUUGAUAGUUGUAUACAUGUAUACGUCUCAAGUUUUUCGAGUUAAAAUGGUAGUAAAUUGUUCUGCGAAUUUAUUCGUAAAACAUUUUGCUCAAAUUUGGCAUAGAAUAAAACCUGUGAUAUCGCGUACAUGUGUAUUAUUCUCAUAUUAAAAUUAAUUCGGGAAAUAUAAUUUCCGUCCAGAUAAAUUUAAAUGAAACUCCAGAAAUCUCCAGAUAUGAUGAAAGCGUGAAAUUGAAAAUUUUUUUUUUUUUAAAUUUAUCUUCGUUCGUUAAUCUUAUUAUCUAUUUUUUAUUAUAUAAUGGUAAGAAAGAGAAAAAGAGCACGGUUAAAUAAGUCAUAAGUGUGGUAUUAUUAUUGUUAAUUAUUUGAAACAAUGAAUCUGUAUAUUUAUAUUAAGAAAGUAC
Molecule: messenger RNA, 3722 nt
Organism: Polistes dominula (European paper wasp)
Lineage: Eukaryota; Metazoa; Arthropoda; Insecta; Hymenoptera; Vespidae
Gene: nuf
Product: rab11 family-interacting protein nuf
Biological process (GO): endocytic recycling; regulation of cytokinesis
Cellular component (GO): endocytic vesicle; recycling endosome membrane; midbody
Source: RefSeq, a predicted model, not a curated record